Molecule: messenger RNA, 2161 nt
Organism: Chinchilla lanigera (long-tailed chinchilla)
Lineage: Eukaryota; Metazoa; Chordata; Mammalia; Rodentia; Chinchillidae
Gene: Fkbp4
Product: FK506 binding protein 4, 59kDa
Exons: 10
Coding region: 122-1501 (459 amino acids)
Molecular function (GO): peptidyl-prolyl cis-trans isomerase activity; protein binding
Source: RefSeq, a predicted model, not a curated record
AGCCGCGAGGUGCGCGAGCGCUGGCCGGUGUGUGCGUGGGCGCCACGCUCGGCCCCUCGGAGCCGCCGAGACCCAGCGCGUACGCAGCUCAGGCCCGCGGGCUCGCGCGCCCGGAGAGGCGAUGACCGCCGAGGAGAUGAAGGCGGCCGAGAGCGGGGCGCAGUCGGCGCCGCUGCCCCUGGAGGGGGUGGACAUCAGCCCCAAACAGGACGAGGGCGUGCUGAAGGUCAUCAAGAGAGAGGGUACAGGCACAGAGACACCCAUGAUUGGGGACCGAGUCUUUGUCCACUACACUGGCUGGCUAUUAGAUGGCACAAAGUUUGACUCCAGUCUGGACCGCAAGGAUAAAUUCUCCUUUGACCUGGGAAAAGGGGAGGUCAUCAAGGCUUGGGAUAUUGCUGUGGCAACCAUGAAGGUUGGGGAGCUGUGCCGCAUCACCUGCAAACCGGAGUAUGCCUAUGGGUCAGCUGGCAGUCCUCCAAAUAUCCCCCCCAAUGCCACCCUUGUGUUUGAGGUGGAGUUGUUUGAGUUUAAGGGAGAGGACCUGACUGAGGAUGAAGAUGGUGGAAUAAUCCGAAGAAUACGGACUCGGGGUGAAGGCUACUCCAGGCCCAAUGACGGCGCCAUUGUGGAGGUCGCACUGGAAGGGUACUACAAGGACCAGCUCUUUGACCAGCGGGAGCUCCGCUUUGAAGUUGGCAAUGGAGAGAGUCUGGACCUUCCCUGUGGGCUAGAGAAGGCCAUUCAGCGCAUGGAGAAAGGAGAACAUUCCAUUGUAUACCUCAAGCCCAGGUAUGGUUUUGGCAGUGCUGGAAAGGAGAAGUUCCAAAUCCCACCAAAUGCUCACCUGAGAUACGAGAUACAUCUCAAGAGUUUUGAGAAGGCUAAGGAGUCUUGGGAGAUGAAUUCCGAGGAAAAGCUGGAACAGAGCACCAUAGUGAAAGAGCAAGGCACUGUGUACUUCAAGGAAGGCAAGUACAAGCAGGCUUUACUGCAGUAUAAGAAGAUUAUAUCCUGGCUGGAAUACGAGUCAAGUUUUUCUGAUGAGGAAGUACAGAAGGCACAGGCCCUUCGACUGGCCUCCCACCUGAAUCUGGCCAUGUGUCAUCUGAAGCUGCAGGCCUUCUCAGCUGCCAUCGAAAGCUGUAACAAGGCCCUGGAGCUGGACAACAACAACGAGAAGGGCCUCUUCCGCCGAGGAGAGGCCCAUCUGGCUGUGAAUGACUUUGACCUAGCACGGGCAGACUUCCAGAAGGUCCUGCAGCUCUACCCCAGCAAUAAAGCAGCCAAGACGCAGCUGGCUGUGUGCCAGCAGCGGAUCCGCAAGCAGCUUGCACGGGAGAAGAAGCUCUAUGCGAACAUGUUUGAGAGACUGGCUGAGGAGGAGAACAAGGCCAAGGCAGAGGUAGCCACAGGAGACCAUCACACUGACACAGAAAUGAAGGACGAGCAGAAGAACACUGUUUCAGGAAGCCAGCCUCAGGUGGAGACAGAAGCAUAGCCUUCCCAGCCCUACUCCAUGCAGCUGCCUGCCUCCCCGCUCCCUUCCCUAUUCUACUGUUAAUUUUGUAAAAACUGAAGAAUUUUGAGUGAAUUAGACUUUAUUUUUCUAUCUGGUUGGAUGAUGGCUUUGGGGGGUGAUGUUGAAGUGGGGGACAGUUUGAGGUGAUAUCACCACCUGUUCCCCACUAUAUAUGAACAUAGGUCCAUCCACACGUAGUCAUGAGAAUGUUAAUUUAUUUUGCUCCCUCUAUUAAGUCAAUUUUUCAAAUGGUAGAAGGGGGCAAGUGAUAGGGAUGGGAUCUGAUGUGAGACCAGGGUGGAGAGGGAGUCCCAGGCAGCCAUUAUCCUCAUCAUUUCUCUAGUCCAUUUGCAAAUGUAUGGCCUCCCUGCGGUGCUAGGGGUGUGGGAAAAACCACUGCUGUGCCCAUUUCCUUCCUGUUCCCUUCCUCACCCCAGAUGGCGUGAGUGAUGUAUCUUCUGGUGUCUUGGUGGCCACCCCUUGUUCCCCACCACCACUUCCAGUAUUUCCUCUCCUGUCAGUUUUCCUUCUUGCCUAGGUUGUGACCCCGGCCCCCAGCCUCUUCUCUGCAUGUUGCCGAAGGUCCAGGUGUGCCUCAAGUCCCAUGCUUGAGCAAUAAAGUGGAAACGACAUAACCUA